Apis dorsata (giant honeybee) is the source of this 1812-nucleotide messenger RNA. RefSeq names its product probable ATP-dependent RNA helicase DDX56 (gene Hlc). NCBI's taxonomy places the organism in Eukaryota, Metazoa, Arthropoda, Insecta, Hymenoptera, Apidae. The transcript is spliced from 6 exons. The record is from RefSeq and is a predicted model, not a curated record. The coding region runs from base 115 to 1773 and encodes 552 amino acids. Gene Ontology annotation, molecular function: RNA helicase activity; nucleic acid binding; ATP binding. Gene Ontology annotation, cellular component: nucleolus.
UAAAACACAAAUGGCGUUGGUCGAGAAUCGAAAUUGAUAGAAUUAACAACAAAUCUUUAAAAACAUAUUAACACGUGCUUUUUAAUUUUAAUUAAUAUAUAAUUUGCAUUUAAAAUGAUUUCAAAUCAAAUGGAAGUGGAUGAAGAUUAUGAAACAAAAGCGAAAACUUUUCAUGAAUUAGAAUUAGAUGAUAGAAUUUUAAAGGCUAUUGCAAAAUUAGGUUGGUUAGAACCAACAUUAAUACAAGAAAAAACGAUACCGUUAAUGAUUGAAGGAAAAGAUAUUUUAAUUCGAGCUCGUACAGGAUCUGGAAAAACAGCUGCGUUUACUAUACCACUUAUUCAAAAAAUAUUAUCAAAUAAACAAACACGAAAACAACAAGAAAUUAAAGGUCUUAUUAUAGCUCCAAGCAAAGAAUUAUGUAAACAAAUACAUGACGUUAUAAUCAGUCUAACAAUAAAAUGUAGCAGAGAAGUAAAAGCUAUUGAUGUCAGUCCUCAAAUAGAUCUUGGUGCACAGAAACCACUAUUAGCAGAAAAACCUGAUAUAGUUAUAAGCACUCCAAGUAAAUUAUUACAACAUUUAAAAGCAAAAAAUAUGAAAUUAAAGCAAUCACUUGAAACAUUAAUAAUUGAUGAAGCUGAUUUGAUAUUUUCAUUUGGAUAUGAAAAUGAAAUAAAAGAUAUACUGAAUUAUUUACCAAUAUUAUACCAAGCAGUUUUAGCCUCUGCAACAUUAUCUGAAGAUGUGAUAACACUUAAAAAAUUGGUACUUCGUCAUCCUGUGAUCUUAAAAUUGGAGGAACCUCCAUUGGCUCCACUUUCACAAUUAUCGCAUUAUAGUCUUGCAGCAGAGGAAAAUGAUAAAGCUGCUAUUUUAUGUGCUUUGUUAAAAUUACGUUUAAUUAGGGGAAAAACUAUUAUAUUUGUAAAUACUGUAGAUAGAUGUUAUAAAUUAAAAUUGUUUUUAGAACAAUUUGGAAUAGCAACUUGUGUAUUAAAUUCUGAAUUACCAGCAGUUUCACGAUGUAGAGCAGUUACUCAAUUUAAUUCUGGAACAUAUGAUAUUAUAAUAGCAUCAGAUGAAAAAUCUUUAGAAGAACCACAUAUAGCAAAAAUUAAAAAAGGAAAGCGAAAAAAAGACAAAGAAUUUGGUGUAGCCCGGGGGAUUGACUUUCAAUUUGUAUCUAAUGUAUUAAAUUUUGACUUUCCUCUAGAUAUAAAUUCUUAUAUUCAUAGAGCUGGACGUACUGCUCGAGGUAAAAAUGACGGAACAGUGUUGAGUCUUGUAUCAAUAAGAGAAAGACCAAUUCUUGAAGAUGUUGAAGUUGAAUUAAAACAAUGUUAUAAUUGCGAUAAAUUAUUAAAGACAUAUGAAUUUAAAUUAGAAGAAGUCGAAGGUUUUCGAUAUCGAGCAAAAGAUGCUUGGAAAGCAGUAACUCGAAUUGCUGUUCGUGAAGCUCGUUUAAAAGAAAUAAAACAAGAAGUACUCAAUUGUCAAAAAUUAAAAAGUUACUUUGAAGAUAAUCCAAGAGAUUUGCAAUCAUUGAGACAAGAUAAAGCAUUACAUACUGUAAAAUUACAAUCACAUUUAAAAGAUGUACCAGAUUAUAUAAUUCCACCAACUUUAAAAAGACUUGUUAAUACUGGCAAAAAAAAGAAAAAGUUUAAUAGGGAAACUGCAGCAUCUAAACCUACUGCUACACAAUCAAAAUAUCGAGCUCGUGCAUCAAAUCCUUUAAUGAGUUUACAGUUACAAAACUUGAAAAAAUGAAUAUUUUGUAUUAAUAAUAAAAUAUUUUUUUUAAACUCA